Vanrija pseudolonga is the source of this 1769-nucleotide messenger RNA. It is a transcript of the gene Wdr70, whose product is annotated as WD repeat-containing protein 70. Bases 15 to 1694 code for a protein of 559 amino acids. The transcript is spliced from 6 exons. The record is from RefSeq and is a predicted model, not a curated record. Gene Ontology annotation, molecular function: protein binding. Gene Ontology annotation, cellular component: nucleus; site of double-strand break. Lineage: Eukaryota; Fungi; Basidiomycota; Tremellomycetes; Trichosporonales; Trichosporonaceae.
CCAACUUGUGCAAAAUGGAGGGAUUCGACCUGCCUAUGAGCUUUGGCAAAAAGGCCAAGGCGCCGGCCAAGGUCAAGCCGCAGCACACGAAGCGGGAAGAGCCUGCUCGCCCUGCUAUCCCUCCUCCGCGCGAGGUGCCGCGGGCUGAGCCAGGACCAUCACGGCCGGCUGCCGACGCCGUCGCCAAGGCGGACGACUCGGGUGAUGACGAUAUCGGCCCGAAGCCACCAUCGCCGGCGGCGAAGCGCAAGGCGGAGGACGAAGACGGCGACGACUCGGACGAAAGCGAGUACGAGGAGGAGGCGGACCGGACACCGGUGACGCACGAGAUUGUGCUGAAGGACCACACAAAGCUCGUAUCCGCCCUCGCUGUCGAGCCGUCGGGCGCGCGCGUGGCGACCGGAAGCCACGACUACGACUGCAAACUGUGGGACUUUGGCGGCAUGGACCAGCGGCUGCGGCCGUUCAAGAGCUUUGAGCCGAACGGGUCGUACUUUAUCCACGACCUGAGCUAUGCGCCGGACGGCAAGCACCUGCUCGUGGUGAGCGGCACGUUCUACCCCAAGGUGUUUGACCGGGACGGCGGCAACGAGCUCGAGUUUGCAAAGGGCGACGUGUAUCUGCGCGACAUGAAGGUCACCAAGGGGCAUACGGCCGAGAUCAACUCUGGCGCCUGGCACCCCAGCGACAACGACGUGUUUCUCACUGCGGCGAACGACUCUACGCUGCGGAUAUGGGAGGUCAGCAACCGGCAGAAGCAGAAACAUGUCAUUGUUGUGCGGUCCAAGGAGCGCGGCAACAAGACGCAUGUUACCGCGUGCGCGUGGAGCCCGGACGGCAAGCUGAUUGCAGGAGGAUGCCUCGACGGUGCGCUGCACAUCUGGCGCACAAACGGCAACUUUGCGCGUCCCGACAAGAGCAACGAGGCUGCCCAUGCCAAGAACACGGAGACGACGGCGGUGGCCUUCUCGCCCGACAACACCAAGCUCGUCUCGCGCGGCGCGGACGACACUAUCAAGCUGUGGGACGUCAAGAACCUUCGCCAGCCGCUCGCAGUGCAUAAGGACGAGGCCAACGUUUACUCUGAGACUGGGGUCGCGUGGUCGCCUGACGGCAAGUACGUGCUCAUCGGCACGGCGGUCGACCCGCGCAAGGAGGAUGCAAUUGGCGAGGUCCUCUUCCUGAGCGCGACCGACCUGAGCGUGGAGCGAAGGGUACCGAUUGCGAAGGGUGCUUCCGUUGUGCGCGUCGUGUGGCACUCUCGCAUCAACCAGAUCUUUGCGUCCCUGUCCAACGGGGCAGUGUACGUGCUCUACUCGCCGCACUCGAGCAUCCACGGCGCGCUCCUGCCGCUCGCCAAGAUGCCGCGCACCAAGGCGCGCGACGUGUCGUACACGACGGCGGACCUCACGCCGGUCAUCUACACGCCCGACGCGGGCGGGCUGGGCGGCCCGCGGCUCGGCAUGUCGGCGCACCAGCGCGAGAAGCGCGCAAAGAAGUUCAAGCCCACCGAGCCGGUGCACGGCGUCGGCAAGGGCGGGCGGAUCGGCGCGUCGGCAACCGCUGGGUUCGUGGCGGAGAUGUUUGCGUCCGGCGCGCGCGUCGGCCUCGAAGAUCCCCGCGAGGCGCUCCUCAAGUAUGCCACCGAGGAGGAGAAGGAGCGGAAGAAGUACAUGGCGGACGAGGCGGCGUAGUGUUGCAUCAUGAGUGUAGUAGGGCAGUUGCUAGCUAGCAUGUAUCGCGCCUCCACACGCCGCUCGUGACAACAA